GGAGGAACAGUGGUUCCCAGAUUAAAGACUCGGCCGGCGCAGAAAUUUGCUUCAAAACAACUGACAACUGAUUAACUGAGUAAUGAAACUUCAUGUGCUCUCCUGGCUGCUUUUCUUUCUGGCACCCGGGGGUUGUCCCAUAUACAGCAUCGACCUGGCUACUUUGGAGGUGCCCACAAACGAUUUCCAAAACGAACUGACCCUGCAAUCCAUGCUCAGUUCGGAGCUGCGGGAUUACCGCAAUGGCCUGAUCGAUAGGGUCGAUGACCAGGUGACCAAUCCUCCCUAUUCCCCGCCGCCCAAAUACCAAGAGCAUGAAUGGUUUAAGGAUCUGCCCAGCGAGCUGCAAAAGGCGACGAGGAGGAGGGCCACAGAAUCGGACUCAUUCCUGGGCACCAAUCUGUUUGGCAACUACCGCAAGAAUUGCUUUUCCACGGAGGACAUUGCUAUGAUAUCCGCGCGCAAGGACUUCGAGCUUCUGGUGCCCAAAUCCUUUCCGCAGUGCCUCCUCACCGACAGCCUUGUCUACAUGCUACUGCGGUACUUCAAUACUGUUAACCAGAUCGUGAAGCGUAUGUCAGACGAUGAUACGCGGCUCAUCAUGCAGAGAGGAUUCUACGAUGCCCUGGGUGGCUACCUGCGCUAUUAUCUGGUGCCCAUGGCCCAGUUAUCCUACUAUGCCGGACGCAUCAAGCUGAACACCGUGGAGCGCUUGGUGAACAUAUAUCAGCAGUGCAAAACGACACUCAAUACGAACGGAAAUGGGUGGCGAGCUCCGGACAAGGAUGUAUUGUCGCAGUUCAAGGUGCGAAAAAUCGAACCGGUCAAGCUGCCCAAGAGCUGCCAUUCCCAGGAGGAUGCCUCCAGCUGUGCUCAACUGGAUCAGACUUGCAUUUCCCAAGAGCCGGAUCAAGGGAGCAUGAUUGUGAGCCUGCCUCGGCUGGAGACGCUCGAUGAGAAUGGCUAUAUGGGCAACAUAUACCUGCCCUUUCGAAAACGACGCAUCUACAAUCUUCGAUCUCCCAGAUCGGAAUUCAUCGUGGUGAAGUUCUUCCAAACCCUAACCAACUGCCAUCGGUUUCAGGGCAUCAGCCAGGCUAAUUACAAUCGCCAGUUGCUCGCCUGGAUAAAGGAAAAUCUAGAAAUGCAUUACAGCGAUGAUGUAUUCUACCCGGGUCUGGGCGGAAUACUGCAGAUCCAGGAGAGGCUGUCGAGAGAGGCGAAGAGUGCGGAGGAGGAGGCCCGGGCACCAUGCAAUAAGGAUGACGGGAAGGGAUCACCACCCUGUCCCAAAGAGGACUCCCGCAAGAUGAGUCGCUCCGCCAUUCACUGGCAGGAGAUGUCGGAACCAGUUCAGGAGCCGGGGCAGGAGUCAGAGCACCAGGACGAAUGGCUCACCGGAUUGAAUAAGGUUCAGAAUCUGCCGGAGGAAGUGGAAGAGUGCCGCGAGUGCGACAACGAUGAGACACUGAUCUGGUGCAUUGCCGCCUUUCUGACCCUGCUCCUACUCCUCAUUCUGCUCAUCAUCUGCUGUUGCAUGCGAAGGGGCAAGAAGAAGAGGGUUGCCCCAACGGAUGCAGAGGCUCCUCCGCCGAAGGAGAGGCCCAGGAAAGAAAAGGAGCCGCUGAAAGCCAAGGAGCCAGAAAAGGAAAGAGAAAAAAAGGACGAAAAAGACGAAACUGAUGCUUCUCGCAGGUACUACUACUCCGGUUCUGGUCGCUCCACCUCACAAAGAUCGGUGCCGAGCAAUCGAUAUGCGAAUAAUCCCGAGCUAGAUUCCUUCACCUCAUCCUCGUCGCUGGGAUGUCAGUUCAACAGGAAGUGCAUGCCUCUGAAGUUCUCCCGAGCGAAAGGAGGGGAAUACUAUGCACCGGACAAGAGCCGGGAUCCGGUGGGAAAGCAGGUCUCUCCCCUCAAACUUCUUUCCGAUGAUUCGUCUCCUAGCCGAGCUCCCUACAGGGACGUUUCUAAGCCCGCACUCAAGUCAACCCUAUCCGUCAUUCCCUCGUCGGACAGCGAACUGGGCAGCAGAGAGAAUAGACAUCGACAUAGGCAUGACCGCGAAGAAGCCAGGCGGAAGAAGCAUACGGACUUCGAAACGGGUCGAAAGAAAGAGCAGACCAAAUCCUCAGAAGACAAAAAGCCAUCAUCACCUGAAAGGCGAUCGUCCAAACAAGUGAGGAUAGCAACGCCGGAAAAGCACGAUACAUCCGAUGAUCCUCUUCUGCACAGGAAGAAGUCGCAGCAGAAACCAGAUGUCCCUGCCGGUCGCCAGAGGGGCGGUGCAGAGUCUUUAAAGGACUCUCCCAGCUGGGAAACGACUUUUGACGAUAACUAGUUGGCAAUUUUUUAACCUGUUUUGUUUUUUAACAACCUAUUUC
Messenger RNA from Drosophila mauritiana, 2381 nucleotides. RefSeq lists its product as uncharacterized. NCBI's taxonomy places the organism in Eukaryota, Metazoa, Arthropoda, Insecta, Diptera, Drosophilidae. The record is from RefSeq and is a predicted model, not a curated record. The transcript is spliced from 5 exons. Bases 83 to 2338 code for a protein of 751 amino acids.